CACAUCCUGUUUUCAGUUAACUGAUCUCAUAUGGGGGAAAUUCACCACAGGAAAUCUCUCUAGUUUGGAAAGUACCAAAACCUUAUCUUUAGUUUCUUUUUGUAAUUUGGCACCUUUGGAGACAGAGGUGUAACAGAAUCACAGAAACUUUCAACAAGUCUCAAAGCAAGAGACAAGGAGUGAGUUAAGGGCACGGGGAAGAGGUGGAGCUGCCACUUCAUCCCUGAACUUGACCCUGUGUUGUAACAUUGGUCAUUCUAAAAUUAACAUAUUUCACCUCUUUAUACUCCAAAAUUUAAAAAAACACAUCCAGAAUUCUUUUAGGUUUUUUUCAAAAAGCACAUCCAUAAUUCUUUUAGUUUCUGGAAGAGAUUUUAACUCGCAUCCUGGCAAAAGCUGCCUGGGCUGGAUUAAUUUAGGAUGGAUUUUAAUGACCCAGAUGAGAGCAAAUGGCUCAGGCCAAGGCCUCCCUGGGCUGUGUCACACCUUCCUCAUGGCUGGGGGUUCUGAACUGCAGAUCCAGGGCAGAUCAGCACCCACGGGAGAGCAGGAGCUCAGCUCGGAGGGGAGGGAAGGGAGCCGGGGUGUCUGUCCUGUCUGUCUGUCUGUCUGUCUGUGCACACCCAGCACGGGAAGGUGCCAGACGUGAGGCAAACCCUGCACAAAACACAACAAAUCCCUCAGCAGCUACCUCAGGUACCCGCGGCUGCUCUCAGGGCAGAGAUUCACCCCACUGAGGCACCAGAGAAACCCCUCUGCUCUGGAUUUUUAAUUCCGAGCAGGGCCUCGCCCCAGGGACAUUCCCCCCGAGGAAGAGCGGGCAGAUUUGCAUGUGCAGCUCCUUUUUUCACUGAAUCCCUGUCACAACCGGAGAGGGGGGCAGCACCGUGAGCCGUGGCAGGGGUGAACAGGACCUUGUGCCCAUAAUGACACCCGGCUCUGUGGAAUCUUUGCUGCUCUCCAGGAAGGCUUUGCAGGCAUCGCUGAGCUCCUGCGGUGCUCCCCGGGCUGAGGCAGGGCCGGGCUGCCCCGCCGAGCUUUCCCGGAGGCUGCAGAGCGGGGCGAGGCUCCCGGGCCGGGGCAGGGGCUGUCCCCCACCCCGGGAUGUGCGGGCGGUGUUGGCGCUGUGGCCGCCCGGAGUUUCUGUCUGAGUCCCCGGUGAGCAUGGCAGGCCCAGCAGCGCUCCGCUUUCGGGAACCGGCCGCCAGAUUCUCCGUUUCAGGGGGAAUUUGCUGCGCGGGGCUUUUCCUCGGUCGAUUCCCCGUGCCUGCGGCCCGGCACGGCGCCGGUGCCCCGAGCAGGGGAAGCCCCGCUGCCGCCAGCCCCGGGGCGGGCUCGGGCUCCCCGCUCCUCCCGGCCGGAGCGAGGCAGCAUCGCCCAAACCCGGGCGAGCGGGCGGCAGCAGCUCCGGUACCCGCGGGGAUCCGGUACCCGCGCUCAGUGCUCGCUGCAGAUGGCUGAGAACACCCCCAGGAGCCUGCGGGACACCCCUGGCUCCUUCCCUGACGAGAACGAGUUUCCCUUCGGGUACCCCCCCAGCAUCUGCGAGGACGCGCCGGGCCAGAAAUUCCUGUGCAGCAACUGCAACAACGUCCUGAAGAAAGCCCUGCAGACGCUGUGUGGGCACAGGUACUGCUCUGCCUGCCUCGCCUGGAUCCUUCGAAACAAUAAAAACGCAAUUUGCCAGAAAUGUAAAGAGGAGGAUCCCAACACUUUAGGUGAGGAAAGCCUGUUGGCAGAGGAAAGGGCUUUUGGUGAUGCUGCCAUCAAUAAAGAGAUUUCUGAACUCAGAGUCCACUGUGUGACCCUUGGAUGCAGCUGGUCUGGCAUCAUGAAAGAUUUUGAAGAGCACCAGAGCCUGUGUGAAUACGCUCUGAUCCCCUGCCACACCGGCUGUGGGCUGGUGGUGAUGAGGAGGAAGCUGGCAGAUCACCUGGAAAAUGGAUGUGUCAAAAAUGUCACAGUGUGCCAGCAGUGCCAGCGCAGCCUGCCCAGCUCGCAGCACCAGGAGCACUCGUGUGAAGGCAGUUUAUGCAAGGAGCAAAAACCUGUGCAAACAGAAACAGCAUCAGAGGAAAAGAGCCACUCUGCAUCCUCGGCCCACAGGGAUGGGUGCUGUUUUUCUGAAGUUGGCUGUGCAUUUAGGGGGAGCAAAGAGAAGAUCAAGGAGCACGAGAAAUCCUCCGUGGGGGCACACAUGCUGCUCCUGCUGCAGCACAUGCGGCAGCUGCAGGGAGCCCUGCGCUCUGCUGCCAGAGCUGCACAGGGCUGCACAAAGAGUGCAGGAAAAAGCAUCCCUGACCUGCAGGCGCCUGCAGGGCUGGAGUUCAGCAGGGAUCCAGACGUGGACUCCUUCCCUGGCUCCGCUGUUGCUGGGGACGGGUCUGUGCUGCGGCAGCUGCUGAGGGAGAAGGUGAUUUCUGAGCUGGAAAACAAGCUGCACGUGUUUGAGAACAUCGUGGCCGUGCUCAAUAAGGAGGUGGAGAGCUCUAACCUGGAAAUCCUGGCCUUCAGGAGGCAGAGUGAACUGGACCAGAACGUAAUACGGGGCCUGGAGCUGAAGAUUGCAGAGCUGCACCGGUGCCUGACGCAGAAGGACGCGGGGCUGAGCAGCCUGCACAAGAGCCUGCUGUUCUCUGAGCAAGCCUCCUACGAUGGGAUCUUCCUCUGGAAAAUCACAGAGGUUGGCAGGAAGCUCCAGGACUCCGUGACUGGCAGGACAGUCAGUCUGUACUCCCCAGCUUUCUACACUGCAAAAUACGGCUACAAGGUGUGUCUGAGGGUGUACCUGAACGGGGAUGGGACAGGGAAGGGAACCCACCUGUCCCUGUUCUUCGUUGUCAUGAAAGGAGACUACGACGCUCUGCUCCCGUGGCCCUUCAGGCACAAGGUGACAUUUAUGUUGCUUGACCAAAACAACAGGGAACACGUGAUCGAUGCCUUCCGCCCAGACCUGAGCUCUGCCUCGUUCCAGAGGCCGGUGGGUGACAUGAACGUGGCCAGUGGCUGCCCCACCUUCCUGCCCCUGGCCAAGCUGCAGUCCCCCAAGCACGCCUACGUCAAGGAGGACACGCUCUUCCUGAAAUGCAUCAUCGAAACUAAUUAGCAAACCCUGAAUUAUGGCUGGGGACGUCACCGUGGAUGUGAAUGGAUUUUGAGAAGAAUCCCCUCCCUUUGAGCCCUCGUGUUAAUUUGUGUGCACACAAAGUCCCCAGAGCUGAGCCUGUGCUCCCUGACCCCGCUGCCAUCCCCUGGGGUGUCCCAGGGCGGCUGGGACAGGGUUGUGUCCCCAAAGCAGCCAAUUCUGACGGUUUGGUGUCACUGUCACCCCCAGCCUGCUCUGGAGAAGGGGCUGCUCCUCCUCCCAGCUCGGUGGGUGCUGGGGGGGCUGAGCUGCCCCAUCCUCGGGCAGUGCCCGGCAGGGGCAGCUUUGGGUGAGCUCCUGUCAGGCUGCACUGCCCGGCUGCUCCCAGCAGGGAAUUCUGGCUGCUCCAGCAGGGAAUUCUGGCUGUUCCCAACAGGGAAUUCUGGCUGCCCCAGCAGGGAAUUUUGGCUGCCCCAGCAGGGAAUUCUGGCUGUUCCCAACAGGGAAUUCUGGCUGCUCCCAGCAGGGAAUUCUGGCUGUUCCCAACAGGGAAUUCUGGCUGUUCCCAACAGGGAAUUCUGGCUGCCCCAGCAGGGAAUUCUGGCUGUUCCCAACAGGGAAUUCUGGCUGUUCCCAACAGGGAAUUCUGGCUGCCCCAGCAGGGAAUUUCGGCUGCCCCAGCAGGGAAUUUUGGCUGCUCCCAGCAGGGAAUUUCGGCUGUUCCCAGCAGGGAAUUUCGGCUGCCCCAGCAGGGAAUUCUGGCUGCUCCCAGCAGGGAAUUCUGGCUGUUCCCAGAAGGGAAUUUUGGCUGUUCCCAGCAGGGAAUUUUGGCUGCCCCAGCAGGAGCAGGGGCAGCCCCUUCCCCUGAGGCAGGGUCGGGGGUCUCUGUGCUUUACCCUGGGAGCCCAGCACUGCAGCCCCUCACCCCAGGGUUUAUUUCUUGCUAUUUAUUCUCUAUUUAAGUGCUGUUUAAGGAGAUGCUGUGCUGCCUCAGCAGACAGGGACCAGGUUACGCUGUGCCUCGGGGGAAUUACCUCCAGGAUUUCCACAGGAGCCCUUGGGAUUUCCCAUUGAGGAUCCAGAGAUCUGGGAAGGCCAGAGGGGUUAAAGCCCCCUCAGUGUCUGGGUUAGUGUCCAGUCACUUCCUGGACCUUCAAGGCACUUGACUUCUUAAAAAAUAUUGAUUUUUUUUUGCUUAAUGUGCUCUGAUGUUUAAGGUUUUUUGCAUGCUAAAAUACAAGUAACUGCUAGAAAUGGUUUUAUUCUUUUUUGGGGUUUUCUAAUAGAGGAAAGGAAUGGAUAAUUUUUAUUAUAAGCAAAACAAGCUUGGGACUGUCUGGAUGUGUGCAAAAUCUCCCACUUCUCUCUUGGCAACAGCCUUUAAAAUAAUUGGUUGUGAUAAAGCAUCACAUUUCAAAAACACCCACCCCAUAAACAAAUAUUUAUCAGAGCUUGUUUGGGAAGGAACUGGAUAUUCUGUGUGUCUUUUCCUCCAUUCCAUCUUUGAAAUGUUCUUUCAGGGACAGAGAGGGAUUUUUCCAACAAUGUGCCAACCCCUGUCACCACACUGGAAUAAUUUACCUUAAAAUUUAUUUUGCUUUUCCUGUCUGCACCACUUUGACAAGCUGUAUUUAUUACAAUCAUUCAUAUUUUCAUAUGAUUUUAUUUAUUUCCUAAAUAAAGCUCACUAACUUAA
Molecule: messenger RNA, 4781 nt
Organism: Prinia subflava (tawny-flanked prinia)
Lineage: Eukaryota; Metazoa; Chordata; Aves; Passeriformes; Cisticolidae
Gene: TRAF1
Product: TNF receptor associated factor 1
Exons: 11
Coding region: 1454-3106 (550 amino acids)
Biological process (GO): protein K63-linked ubiquitination; regulation of apoptotic process; tumor necrosis factor-mediated signaling pathway
Cellular component (GO): cytoplasmic side of plasma membrane
Molecular function (GO): zinc ion binding; tumor necrosis factor receptor binding
Source: RefSeq, a predicted model, not a curated record